AUGGUUCGCAUCGUGAACGGCCAAGUGGUCAAUUCAGCUGCUCUCCAAAAGAGGGCCAAAGGGCCGCUUGAUAUCGUAGCUGGAUUCUUCUGGUCUGUCGUCUCGUUCUUCGUGCUGUUCUUCCAGACGAUGUUCAAGCCAUCAGAAGGUGGAAGCAAGCGCGUAGAAGGCAAAUCGCGAGUGAAGACCAUCAAUCCAGGAGAAGUGAAGAUAGUGAAAACAUGUGAGGCAUAUCGCUGCUACAUGUUGUAUGGAUCUCACUUGAUCUCAACUGAUCUCAAUGUGGAAGAGUUCUUGCCUCAUGAACAACGUGUCACAGCGUCCCUGACGUUGGUGAAAAAGUGGCUGCAACGAAACCUGUCGUUCUCUCGUGCUUUUGCGAAGGAAGUUUGGCAGGUGAAGAGCACUGAGAAUGGCAAUGCUCUGCCCCGGAAGUUAAAUCUGGUCCAUCUCGUGCAUCUUCCUCCUGAGGACUUUUUGGAGAAGGAAGGUGUUGUUGCCAACCAUGCUUGGUUGAUUAAUGCAACGAAAAAGCAACGCUGCGUUCCCAUCGCACUGUGGGUCUUGUACCGUGAGUGGGUGGAUGACGUCAUUGACGGCCAGGUGGAGCAUGUGGACUCGUGGCAUCAUUUCGUUGUCGCGCGAGCCCUUGGGCUGAACCUCUGCAGGACUAAAGAUACAAAACCGCAUGAGGCUGCCGAUCUGAUGGCGCUUCUCGCAGAAGAUAACAAGUUGGGUAAAGGAGAUCCAGCUGCGGCUUUGGAAGCCUGGCUAGAUCAGACGCGGGAGGCCUUCGACUUCCGAUUUCGCAAGGCACAUCAUAGAAGCUUUGACGGUCUCACAGUCGCAGAGGAAGGCGAGUGGCGAGGUGACUUGUCUUUUGUCCAACUUGCAGACCCUCAAUUGGGCAUGCUUCAUGGCGACAAGUCAUGGGAAGAGGAAAAGGCAAUGCUGAGCCUAGCUGUGCAGCAUGUCAACAGGCUGAAACCACGUUUCCUUCUAGUCAGUGGUGAUCUGACCAACGCAUGGCCAGUUGGACCACAAGCAGAUCCAAUCAACGCAGCAAAGCAGGUAGUGGCGGUCAAGGAGGUUCUCAGAGAAGUGGACAGUUCGAUCCCGAUUGUCUUAGUGCCUGGCAAUCAUGACAUUGGGCAGGUUCCAACUCCGAAUGAACUGGAUCUUUACCGUUCGAGAUGGGGUGAUGACUACUUUUCUUUUUGGGUCGGAGGUGUAUACUUUAUGGUUCUCAAUUCUCAGUUCUAUAUGGAUUCGUCGAAGACAGAAAUUCAACGCAAAGAUCAGGAUGCGUGGAUUGAGGCUCAGUUUGAAGCUCUCAAAAAGAGGCAGCCAAAGCAUGCAGUCGUGUUGAGCCACGUUCCUCCAUUUAUUGCGGAGCCCACUGAGACGCAAGGCUGGGCCAAUUGGGAAAUCGAACCUCGAGAGCGGAUUGUCAAGCUGGCCAAGAAUGCUGGAGUAAGGAUUUGGCUUUGUGGUCAUUAUCAUGGCAAUGCUGUUGCUGUGGAUGAAGAUCUUGAGGUAGUCACCUGCGCCGGUGUCGGCAGUAACAUCAACUGGACUGCAAACCCAGGCGUAGUAGCGACUUCCAUUAGACCUGACUUCGAAAAGUGUGUGGGAGAUCCACCUCUACUUGCUGAUUCGCAACAUUCGGGUCUCCGAAUUGUUCGCCUUGAUGAGGAAGGGCCAAGGCACAGCUGGUUUGUGCUGAACGAUGCUCCCAUGUCCCUUGAAGAUGCCUUCCGGCAGGGUGGUGGGAGUUCUCCUGGACGCAAGCAGAAGAGGAAUAGCGAAGCGAUUACCAACAGGCUGGGACUCUAUGGAAAUCAUCAGGAUGCUUUCAAGACUGGAGCGAGGCAUUAAACACUUGCAGACAUGCAAUCAAAGAUGCAAUCAAAGAAGUCAGGUGCACGAAGUGCAAAUCCUGUAUUCCGGCACUUAAAUUGGCGGAGGAAUCUUCCAUGGAUCACUCUGCCGGAGCCCAGAAAUGGGUGUUCAAUGUACAUUAUUGGCAGCCUAUUGGCAUUGGUUUGAGCCGCUCUUGAGGAUCAAAAUUUGAUCAAAAUGCUAAAAAAUGUUUGCAUCGUGUCACUUUCAAAGUCUUUCCACCCAGCCAUACCUGAAUGAG
Molecule: messenger RNA, 2143 nt
Organism: Cladocopium goreaui
Lineage: Eukaryota; Dinophyceae; Suessiales; Symbiodiniaceae
Source: the annotation of a GenBank genome assembly